Messenger RNA from Lichtheimia ornata, 717 nucleotides. RefSeq lists its product as uncharacterized. The record is from RefSeq and is a predicted model, not a curated record. The transcript is spliced from 3 exons. The coding region runs from base 1 to 717 and encodes 238 amino acids. NCBI's taxonomy places the organism in Eukaryota, Fungi, Mucoromycota, Mucoromycetes, Mucorales, Lichtheimiaceae.
AUGCCGUGUUUUCCCAUCCCAGAUCCAAAGGGCACUAGCCAUUAUACCCGUAUUCCUUUUGAAUUUGAUCAAGAACUCACUGCAUCCCGUGUCUUUGUCAAGCUUCCUGAUGGUUUUUCGCCCUUGGAACGGAUGGUGUUGCAGACAACAGGCAACUUGCAACGGCUUCUCUCCGCAUACUUUAACGUCCCAAGUCGUGUCACCAUUAUCAAGAACGAAUUGGUCCCAUGCGAUGCUGGAUCGUCAGGAUCGGACGAUGACGACGAUACUUGCCGACAUUCCAGUGCCAGCGAUCUAAAGAGCAACCUCGAUAUGCGAUUCGAACGACGUAUUCUCAUGCAUUUUGGCGACAAGUUUGCAUACGAUGCCGACUCGAUUGUCACUGUCAACGACCAAAAGACACUUGGCUUAUUGACGAACCAUGAAUUUGGUCUGGGUCAGGUAUUCAGUCACCUGCGACACACACCCAAGUUUGCAUUGCAUGCUAUAGGUCGUCAUGGCACCGAGCACGGAAGCAGUUUUUGGAGAGAUUAUACAUUACAAGCUCCUGGCGUCGUCAAUUGCUUUAUUCGUGAGACUUUUGUGGAAGGAUUGUUUGAACCAUUCACAGGUGAACCUUCGAAUCAAGGUACUAUUUGGUAUUCUCCGGAAUGUUGCUGUGGUGCUAGUACUUCUACUACUACACGUCGUCCUGAAGCUCAACAUACAUUGAUCUAG